GAUCGCCGGUGCGCUGUGUCCCUCGGACACAGCGGAUCACGGAAAGAGCCGAAGAUGUCGGCUCGGUCAUGUGAUCAGCUGUGUUCAAUCACAGCUGAUCACAUGGCACUGAUGAUCAGUGUGCCCUGAUGAUCAGUGUAGCGCCAGCAGUGCCAGCUGUCAGUGUCCAUCAGUGCCAGCAGUCAGUGCUCAUCAGUGCCACGUGCCAGUGCCCAUCAGUGCCACAUAUUAGUGCAUACCAGUGCAUAUCAAUGCCACAUAUCAGUGCCCAUCUGAGCUGCCUUUCAAUGUCACCCAUCAAUGCCAAUCAAUGCCACCUAUCAGUGCUGCCAAUCAGUGCCACCUAUCAGUGCCAGUCUGUCGCCUAUCAGUGCGCAUCAGUG
Staurois parvus is the source of this 383-nucleotide messenger RNA. Lineage: Eukaryota; Metazoa; Chordata; Amphibia; Anura; Ranidae. The record is from the annotation of a GenBank genome assembly.